Molecule: messenger RNA, 892 nt
Organism: Notolabrus celidotus (New Zealand spotty)
Lineage: Eukaryota; Metazoa; Chordata; Actinopteri; Labriformes; Labridae
Gene: snrnp27
Product: small nuclear ribonucleoprotein 27 (U4/U6.U5)
Exons: 6
Coding region: 169-633 (154 amino acids)
Biological process (GO): RNA splicing
Cellular component (GO): precatalytic spliceosome
Source: RefSeq, a predicted model, not a curated record
GACGACAUGUCACCGGAAGUUAACAUAUAGAGACAGCAGGAUCCUGAACCGCAGCAGCACCAUUACCAAACAAAAGCUAGUGCAUCGUGUGUGAUUGUUUUUCACCUUAAAUUGUUUUGUAUUCGGCUAUCGACUGCUUGAAGAAGGUAACAUUUGAAAGUUGUGAUAAUGGGCAGGAGCAGAAGUCGAACUCCUCCCAGACGAGAGAGGAGGCGUUCCCGAUCUAAUUCCAGGGAGCGUGAGCGAAGGAGGAGGGACCGGGAUCGAUCUCGAUCUCGUGAUCGGGACCGUGAACGCCGGAGGAGUCGCUCUCGGUCUCCUCACAGGAGGCGCUCAAGGUCUCCUCCUAGACGUCACCGCUCCUCCUCCCUCUCUCCCACCAGAAAAGAUGGCAAAGACGGCAAGGACAAGUCAAAGCCCAUUCAGAUCUCAGCUGAAGACAUGCAAGGCAAAACAGAGGAGGAAAUAGAGAUGAUGAAACUGAUGGGAUUCUCUGGGUUUGAAACCACCAAGGGGAGGAAAAGUGAUGGAUCAGCCAAUGCGCAUGCUGUCAAUGUGACCAUGAAGAGGAAAUACAGACAGUACAUGAACAGGAAAGGUGGAUUCAACAGACCACUGGAUUUCAUCGCCUAAGAGGAUCAACAACUCACUGUGUCACCCGAGAAGAUAAUAUCCAUUCUAGUAGUGAAAUAUCUCGUGUCAUGAUCUGUUUAUUCCCAACAUGCUUAGUGUUACGCAAUGGAUGUGUAUAUAACAUUUUAAGUCAAAAUACAUGUAAAUAGUAUUACUUGCUAUGAGCCACAGCUGAAUAUUGCUAGGAGAGCUGCUGUGGCGUCAGUGCUUGGAGCUUUUUGUUGUUGGAGUGUAUUUGAAAUAAAAUCAUUUAAACUUG